GCAAUGGCUGCUACCAUGAAUUUGGAACUUGAUCCCAUUUUUUUGCAAGCUCUUGGCUUCUUACAUUCGAAGAGUAAGGAUUCUGCUGAAAAACUGAAAGCUCUACUUGACGACUCUUUGGCUCGGGGCAUUGAUUGCAGUUACCGUCCAUCUCCAAAGGAUAUUGAGCCACCCAAAAUUUCAAGCACAAAAACUAUUUCCAUUAAGCAAGAGCCCAAAACUUCUUCUAGUCUUCCUUCUGGUAAUAAUAAUAAUGGCAAGGUCCUCACAACAGAAAAAGUAAAGAAAGAAGCUGAAAAGAGACCUGCUGAUAAAAUAAAAUCUGACAUAAAUGAAGGAGUUGAUGCACCAAAAAAACCAAGACUGCAGAAACCAGAAACGCAUUCUUCUCCUAUUACUGUCCAAACGAGCAAAGAUUUAGCUAUGGCUGACCUUUCUAGCUUUGAGGAGACUAGUGCUGAUGAUUUUGCCAUGGAGAUGGGAUUGGCCUGUGUUGUAUGCAGGCAAAUGACAGUGGCAUCUGGUAAUCAACUAGUAGAAUGUCAAGAGUGCCAUAAUCUCUACCACCAGGAUUGCCACAAACCCCAAGUGACAGAUAAGGAAGUGAAGGACCCUCGCCUGGUGUGGUGUUGUGCACGGUGUACCAGACAAAUGAAAAGAAUGGCUCAAAAAACUCAGAAGCCAGCACAGAAACCAGCCCCCACAGUUUCUGUCGUUCCAGCUGCCAAAGAUCCAUUGGUUAAGAAACCAGAAACGAAACUAAAACAAGAGACCACAUUUCUGGCAUUCAAGAGGUCAGAAGUCAAGGCAUCCACAGUUAUUUCAGGGAAUUCUUCUAAUACCGGUGUUUCCUCUUCAGUAACUAGUGGCCUAACUGGAUGGGCAGCUUUUGCAGCCAAGAUCUCCUCUGCUGGUCCAUCAACAGCGAAAUUGAGUUCAACAACACAAAACAAUAGUGGGAAACCUACUACCUCAUCAACUAACCAGAAGCCUGUGGGUUUGACUGGUCUGGCAACGUCAUCCAAAAGUGGAAUAGCUUCCAAAAUAGCUUCCAGUAACAGCUCCACACCUACUGUACCUUUGAAACCACUUCCACCUCUAACCUUAGGUAAAACAGGCCUUAGUCGCUCAGUUAGGUGUGACAAUGUUAGCAAAGUGGGUCUUCCUAGUCCAAGUAGUUUAGUUCCAGGAAGCAGUAGGCAAGUGAGUGCUAAUGGGAAUAGUGGAACAUCAGGGCCCAGUGGAAAUACCACCAGUAAAAGCACUUCAGAGUCUAGCAGCUCUUCUUCGGCAUCCCUUAAAGGUCCAACUUCACAAGAAUCCCAGCUCAAUGCUAUGAAGCGAUUCCAGACAGUCAAGAAGAAAGCAGCCCAAAAGAAGCUCAAGAAGUAAUGUGGCCAAGUAGGUUUUACCUCAUGUUUCCUUCCACCUAAAAAAGAUUAAUAUCUUAUUAGGAAAAAACUCUAAAGAUUAUAAUUGAAUAAAAAUCUUAAUAAU
Messenger RNA from Elephantulus edwardii (Cape elephant shrew), 1497 nucleotides. RefSeq names its product integrator complex subunit 12 (gene INTS12). Gene Ontology annotation, cellular component: integrator complex. NCBI's taxonomy places the organism in Eukaryota, Metazoa, Chordata, Mammalia, Macroscelidea, Macroscelididae. Bases 4 to 1392 code for a protein of 462 amino acids. Gene Ontology annotation, biological process: snRNA 3'-end processing. The transcript is spliced from 6 exons. The record is from RefSeq and is a predicted model, not a curated record.